Molecule: messenger RNA, 1095 nt
Organism: Cuscuta europaea
Lineage: Eukaryota; Viridiplantae; Streptophyta; Magnoliopsida; Solanales; Convolvulaceae
Source: the annotation of a GenBank genome assembly
CCGCAAACCGGAGACAGGCUUAAAGAGAGAGGAGGGGUGAAAAGCGUUUCUUCUGAUUUCUGUUUUAAAUUUGCUUCAUCACGAAGCAAAUCGAAGAGUAGACCGCCUUUGAACAUUUCAUUGACUUCGAGAAACCAAUCCGAAAAUGGUUCAACAGAAGCCGCUGAUCUACGCGUUCGUGGCGCGCGGCACCGUCAUACUGGCGGAGUACACUAGCUUCAGCGGAAACUUCAACUCCAUAGCCUUCCAAUGCUUGCAGAAGCUUCCACUAUCCAACAGCAAGUUCACCUACAAUUGCGAUGGCCACACUUUUAACUACCUUGUUGAUAACGGCUUCACUUAUUGUGUGGUUGCCGAAGAAUCAGCAGGAAGACAAGUUCCCAUAGCCUGCUUAGAGCGCAUCAAGGAUGACUUUGUAACAAAACAUGGAGGUGAUAAGGCUUUAGCUGCUCCUGCUAAUAGCCUUAAUAAGGAAUUUGGGCCCAAACUAAAGGAACAUAUGCAAUACUGCAUUGAUCAUCCGGAGGAGGUAAGCAAACUUGCAAAGGUGAAAGCUCAGGUAUCAGAAGUCAAAGGUGUAAUGAUGGAAAACAUUGAGAAGGUUCUUGAUCGUGGGGAAAAGAUUGAGCUUCUUGUGGAUAAGACAGAGAAUCUUCAUAAUCAGGCACAGGACUUUAGAAGCACAGGCACAAAGAUCCGGAGAAAAAUGUGGCUGCAAAACAUGAAGGUUAAACUGAUAGUUUUGGGAAUCAUAAUCACGAUGAUCCUCAUCAUAGUUCUUUCUAUUUGCCAUGGCUUCAAAUGUGGAAAGUGAUGACAGCACAACAUAUUCGUGCAGGACAACACUCAACUUCUGUCUUCAAAAUCACUAUAUAUAUAUACUCCGUAUAUGGUUUCUGAUGUUUUUGGUACAAUAGGGAAACUGUCUAGUCCAUUUACAAUCAUUAAAACAUUCCGUAAAUGUUACGUUAUUUUUUGUUCAUGUAUGUUAAUGUGUAUGGUCUUGAAUGGGAGUUUUGGUGCACUGAUUAAGGUAUUGUUGUUUGAUGGAGAGGUCAUGGACUCAUGGGCCUCUUGUCAUGAUUUGACGGGAAA